AUGGUCGACAAAGUCGUAACUGGUAAAUGUUUAUGUGGACAAAUAAGUGUUUCAAUUCCCGAAGUGAUUUUGAACAAGAGUGAACAUAUUGGUUUGUGCUAUUAUGUGACAAUUCAAGGAGAACCGAAGAUUUAUCUGGAUAAAGAUACGAAAAGUGGAACAACGGUACGACGUGCAUUUUGUGGGAAUUGUGGUUCGCCGAUGUUCGGGAAAAAUCCGAAUUUUGCUGGUUUAAUGGCUAUUAGAUUGGGAUGCUUUGAUCAAUUGACAAAACCGGGUAUGGUUUUGUUUUGUAAAGAUCGACCCCAAUGGGAUAAAUCGAUUGAUGGAACACAAGAAAAUGAGACUAUGCCAGAGGUCACUGACGAAUUCAAAGAUUGGUUAAAAAAUGUUGGAGUGAAAAUUUAA
Molecule: messenger RNA, 408 nt
Organism: Adineta ricciae
Lineage: Eukaryota; Metazoa; Rotifera; Eurotatoria; Adinetida; Adinetidae
Source: the annotation of a GenBank genome assembly